Messenger RNA from Capsaspora owczarzaki ATCC 30864, 350 nucleotides. RefSeq lists its product as hypothetical. The record is from RefSeq and is a predicted model, not a curated record. The coding region runs from base 66 to 254 and encodes 62 amino acids. The transcript has a single exon. Lineage: Eukaryota; Filasterea; Ministeriida; Capsasporidae.
AAUCAUUUCUCAGACAAUUCCCAGUUCAGUCUUCCUUCAUUGGAUAUCCGUUCUGAGACAAACAAAUGCAGUCCGUCCAAGUCAGUGGCAAAGCGACGCUGUUUCUGAUGCUCACGUCGUUCGUCGCGGGCCUCGUUGUCGGCUUCCGAAUCAACAAGCUGCUGCGCGAACACACACAGGCGCACGUCGAACGCAAGAAGCGGACCCAGCGCGCCGAGAUUGAGCGCCUGCAGCAGCUCCACGACGCACUGUGAAACCAAACACAAUGUUCUGAACACAAAUCUCAGACAUGUCUAAAAUGUCAAACAGCUGAGUUUUGUGUCAAAUAAAUCCAUCAGACGUAUUCCAAC